AUGGGUUUGACAAAAUGCUGUAUUUUAAUUUUGUGCUUUGCGGGCGUCUUAUCCAAUUCUAUUAAUAUUUCCAAUCGCGGUGGGAAUGAGACUCAACCCUUCAUAGAGAUCGGUGAUAAAUAUUACCUAAUAUAUACAGCUUUUACGAUGAAUUGGUUCGAUGCGAUGCUUUAUUGUCGCAACUAUGAUUGUGAUUUGGCUGUAAUUGAAUCGGAAGCUGAGAUGAAUGUAUUGAGUUCCUAUUUAACCAGGAAUGGUAACAUUGGUAAACAGUUUUGGUUGGGUAUAACCGAUUUAGCCGAGGAGGGUAGAUUUAUGUCAAUUAAAGACGGACGUCCAAUGCCUUAUGCCAAAUGGUCAGAUGGUCAACCAGAUAAUAAUGCGUUACUUGAUGAUUGUCUUUGGCGCGUUAAUAAUACAUUCGAAAUGAAUGAUGCGAAUUGCAGAGCUAAGCUUUAUGUCAUCUGUGAGCUGCGACAACCGAAGAAGAGUUGUGAUAUAUGUGAUUUGAAAAUUUUGAUUGAAAGAUUCAUGCAACAUACAAAUGUUUCAAACAGUCAAAAUUAG
Bactrocera dorsalis (oriental fruit fly) is the source of this 567-nucleotide messenger RNA. Its product is annotated as C-type lectin 37Db-like. Lineage: Eukaryota; Metazoa; Arthropoda; Insecta; Diptera; Tephritidae. Bases 1 to 567 code for a protein of 188 amino acids. The transcript has 3 exons. The record is from RefSeq and is a predicted model, not a curated record.